This is a messenger RNA of Dermacentor albipictus, 1039 nucleotides long. RefSeq lists its product as uncharacterized. NCBI's taxonomy places the organism in Eukaryota, Metazoa, Arthropoda, Arachnida, Ixodida, Ixodidae. The record is from RefSeq and is a predicted model, not a curated record.
AUUAGGAAGAAUCGUCUGCCCGUUUCCGUGCAUACGUCUCGGCAGAAAGUUUCAAAUAUCGUCAGAGUCUGCCGCACAUUCCCAGAAAGCAAAUUUGAAACUGCUGUGACUUUGUCCGCUUAUGUCGUGCACUAAUCGAAUUAGGAGCAAAUAGAGGGAAUAUAAACAUGUAUAACGGUGUUGUCUCUUCCACACACGUGAGGGCUUCGAACGUUAUUAGUAGAGAACCGUACGACCUGUUCGCGGAGUUAGAAACAGAGCUUGAUCAAACGCCGUCGGUUGCGGUGUCAAGUAGCACCAGUUCGACAUGCAACGAGAGCUCAAAUGAAAUCGACGAAAUACUUCACAACGUCAUGCAACAGGUGGACGCUGAGAUCCGGCAGUGCGUGGAUCGAGGGAAGCCCCUGACAAGCAUCCUCUGUUCGCCCCCCGGGCGCGCCUGGAGGCACAGGCAGUCCUCCUCCGCCGAGCACGCAGGGGCGGCGGCCAACGCUGGCAGACAGCGACCGCGCCAGCUUCCUCGGGGCUGCUCCUCGCGCUGUCCACCACCGGCGAGCGGCGUGCGCUGGCUGGACACGCCGCACGCGGUGAGCGUGACCCGGGGCAUGCGCGGCACCCAGCAGCUGACGCCCUUCGACGAUGCCCGCGUGCGCCAGGCCUACCACCGGGCGCGCUGGAUGAACCGGGCGCUGCAGUUCCGCAUAGCGCUGGACGUGGACGAUCCCGAAGUGCAACAGUCCCUGCAGGCAGUACAGCCUUUUGACUUCCAGGUGGGCGGCAGAGCACCUCCGGUUCACAUCGCCGGCGUCGAUCCCGACAUCGACGAGGAAGCCGAGCUGCCUGACUUUCCUGAUAUACAGUAAUGAGCGACGAGCUGUCGCUUGCAUCGUAAGCUAAAAUAUGCGCUGCUAGGUGCACGCACCGAAGAAUGGCACAGUGUUUGCUAGUUAUGCAGUUUGCGUUCCUCUUUUCCUGAUGUGCACCUUUUCCCCCCUUGUUGUCCUCAAGGUUAAUAAAAUGUGCGUUGAAGAAAACCGAA